AUGCCUCCCAAAAGGGCAUUGUGGUCAGAAGACGAUCUGAUCGCAGCUGUUAGAGCAGUACAAAGAGGAACUUUGAGUACGUAUAAGGCUGCAGAGAUCUAUAAGGUUCCUAGAAGAACAAUCAGAAAUCAUCUGCAGUCUGGCAGUUUAAAGAAAAGUUUGGGACGUAAACCUAUAUUAAAUGAUGAAGAGGAAGCUCAACUUGUGCAAAGGAUAAUCCGGUAUUCUAAAAUGGGCUUGCCUGUGACACCAAGAAUAUUGCGUCGAUUGGUGUAUAAAUAUUGUGAGCAAAAUAAUAUAAAACACAAUUUUAAUGAUGAGGGCAAACGCGCAGGCAAAGACUGGUUCAAAGCGUUCAUGAAAAGAUACCAUGAAAUAUCCGUAAGAAAAGCGCAAUUCAUGAACCCAGCUAGAGCCCAAAAGCUAAAUAAAUUUAUUGUUGAUGACCAUUUAUAA
Messenger RNA from Parnassius mnemosyne (clouded apollo), 456 nucleotides. The record is from the annotation of a GenBank genome assembly. NCBI's taxonomy places the organism in Eukaryota, Metazoa, Arthropoda, Insecta, Lepidoptera, Papilionidae.